UAUAAGUGGCAUUAUUUCUUCAUAUAUAGAGAUUGAAAGAUUUUAUUGGAAUACAUACGAUAAUGGAUGAGAAAGCUUGGUACGAGAAUGCUUUGAUCGAGAAAACCAUGCAUGAUUUGUAUGAGAAAGCCAUGCAUGGAGAUGCUACUGCCAUAUCAGAAUUGAAGAUGAAAGCAGAUGAACUUGAGAAAGAUGGAAAAACUAUUCUCCUCAGAGAAUGCCUUCUUGGAGAUACAGAGCGUGUGCGAUUCAUUUUGAGGGAGUUUGCGGACAGAAACAUCCUGGUCAAGCCCAGCUCAUUUAAUGAUACUGCACUCUCGUUGGCAGCAUAUCGUGGACACACUAAAGUGGUUGAGGUUCUCAUUGAAGCAGCUACAAAUUUUCCUUGGGCUUCUGCAGCUGAUAAUCCGAUUACUCCUCUUCAAGCUUUUGUCAGGCAACCUGAUAAAUAUUCAACCACGGCCUUACAUUGUGCAGUAAGGUAUGGUUCCGUGGGCUACGUGGAUAUUGUCAAGCUACUAGUAAAGGCGGAUCCAAGUGACAGACAUAUUCCGGACGAGGAAGGUAAAACUCCCAUCUACUGGGCUGCAGAAAGAGGUUUAAAAGAUAUAAUGGAGGUGAUCUGUACAACUUCGGCCGCUCAGUCUUUAGAGGGUCCUGGCACGACUGCUUUUCACGCUCUUAUUAAGGAGAACGGACAAGCGGAGAAGAAAGAUAUAACUAUGAUGGGCGUCAUCAUCAACGCAGUUAAACGUUGGAGCAGUGCAGAGGGUGCAUCAGAAAAUGAUUUUGAAGCAUUAUUCGAUAUCACUGAUGAUUCUGGUCGAAAUGUUUUAGAUCUAGCAGUGGAAAGGAAUAAUUAUGACGCAGCUCAGCUAAUAUUACAAGAAGAUCCGGCAUAUCUUCGUGGAAGUAAAAAAACUGGUCUCAUGCGUUUAAUUUUCAAACUCAUUGAUGAGGAUAACAAGGAUCUUCGCAAAUUACUCUCUAAAACAUACCAGGCUGGGAUCGACUCUCGUUAUAAAGGUGUUCACGAUUUGAUCCUUGCUAUACAAAGACGUGAUAAAGAAAGGGUAUUGAGUUUCUUGAGAGAUUCUAAACAACUUCUAAGUUUUGCUGAAGAAGAAGGGUGGACAAUACUUCACUAUGCUGCUUAUCAUGGAUUUGAUUCAAUAUUAGAUGUUAUAAUAGAAGGACAAAUGGAUGUUGGAUAUCAAUUUGAGUACAAAGAUAAAGUAUUAACACCGCUUCUUGUAGCAGCCGAAAGAGGACUUACUUCUACAGUAAUACGACUUAUGCAGUUAUGGCCAACCUCGUCACCUGCAUACACAGCUAUUAAUAAAAUUGGUAGAAAUAUACUUCAUAUAGCGGCAGCUGGAAAUAAACUGGAGAUGAUACAAGGGAUUUUGAAAUAUUGUCCUGAAAUAUUUAAGGACGAGAUUUUGAAACAGCAAGAUGACAAUGGCGAUACACUUCUCCAUCUACUUAUCUCCCACGGUUGUUUUGUUCCGGAACUUAUAAAACAUACGGGACUUGAUACAAUGGCAAAAAAUAAGAGAAACUGGACUCCGCUGGACAUGCUGUAUCUAAGGGACGAUAUUAUUGCUGACCAGGUACAAAUAAAAUUUGCAAUAAACAAUAUCUGUAAACAGUCUCCAAGAUUUUGGCCGGAUAUAUCAGAAAGUAUAGUGCCCUUCAAUAAACGGGAGAAAAAAGAUGUGAUAUUUAAAGAAAAGACAAAAUUGUUGAUGGAUGAAGAGCAAGCACAUAGCGAAUUAGAGAAGAAAAAACACCUACAAACGUACAAAAAGAGGACAAACACCCAAAUUAUAGUAACUGCUCUCAUAACAACCGUAACUUUCACGGUGGGAUUUACCAUGCCUGGUGGUUUGUAUCAAAGUGGAGGAAUUGACCAAGGAUUGGUGAUUUUUUCGAAAAAGGCAGCUUUUAAUACCUUUAUGGUAUCAGAUGCAAUAGCUCUACUACUGUCAACAUCUUCAUUGGUUUUCUACUUCCUGGAAUCUAUGAAUGAAGAUCCUCACCAAGUUCGAAAACUCAAUGCUGCAUCUACUGGGCUUAAUAUUGUUUCUGUCAUAGCUAUGAUGUUAACUUUCAUUGCAGGAACAUAUGUGGUGUUAUCCAAAUCACCAGGCCUCGCCAUCAGCGUUUGCGUUAUUUGUUCUCUUUUCUUUCUUCUUAUCAUUGUUUUAUCGAUCAAGAUAUUCUAUAACGGUCGGAUAAAACGAAACAAUACAAGUUGAGUGUGCUUGUUUUUCUUAUCA
This is a messenger RNA of Daucus carota subsp. sativus, 2282 nucleotides long. RefSeq lists its product as uncharacterized. Gene Ontology annotation, molecular function: protein binding. Gene Ontology annotation, cellular component: plasma membrane. Lineage: Eukaryota; Viridiplantae; Streptophyta; Magnoliopsida; Apiales; Apiaceae. The transcript has 4 exons. The coding region runs from base 63 to 2261 and encodes 732 amino acids. The record is from RefSeq and is a predicted model, not a curated record.